Haemonchus placei is the source of this 789-nucleotide messenger RNA. The record is from the annotation of a GenBank genome assembly. NCBI's taxonomy places the organism in Eukaryota, Metazoa, Nematoda, Chromadorea, Rhabditida, Trichostrongylidae.
CCUCUUAUCAACGAGUGCAGUCCACUUCUACCGGACACCUGUGCUGAAGGCAAUAAUUGCGAACUGCGGGAAACCGGAAUCUACUCCUGUUCAACGGUUAUGGUGAAACCUACAUCCGACAUGAAUGAAUGGGUUCUGUGGGUAGUUGUGCCAUUAGUCGCUGUUUUAGUUCUAGCUACAUUGGCAGUUACCGCAUGGAUCUAUCGACACACGCUAUACAUGAUGAUGUGCUGCAAGAAACCAGAUUUCAAGCUUUUCGAAUCGACGGACUACUACAGAAGUCCAGUGCGAAUACCUAUGCCGCGUCGAAGUACCGACCAUAGUGGCUACCGAACCUAUCCGCAUCGCCGACAGGACAGUGUCGGACCUCAUCAUACGUUCAACAUCAGUUCCGCGGCUCCACGAGCCGUUCCCUCUGAAUACAUGAGCGGACCCAGAUUUCGUGGUCACCACCUCCCACCACCGAUUAUCACCUCCAAAGCUGAACUGGAUUUGUUGGAAGAGCAAGCUAGACGGAGGACUGUGGUUACGGAAGUUCUUCCGCUGUCGAGUCGAAGUGUGGGCAGUCAGGUGGUGAACACCGGGUAUUCAUCAGACUCGCCAGGGCCGUCGAUUUCGGCACAGAUGCCUCGUCCACGGGUCUUAACCCACUUGAACGGCCCUCCACCACUUACAGAUCUACCUGAGGAUCCGUCCAGUAGCUAUUCACUGUACUGGAGCGAUUCAACUCCAGAUGCAACAACCAAUGACGCCUAUGCAGACGACGAUGAUAGCGAAGUCAACGGCUAG